CCCACCUUCCCAGCCGUCUCCUUCCUCGGCUCUUCCUGUUCGAACUUGGCUUCCCCGAGCGAGACGAGAGCUCACCCAGCCGCCGGUCGCGAGGUCAGGUCACUCACCGCCUCGCCGCCAGCUGGUUUUCAGCGUGUCGUCCGCUCCGGCGAUCGCCGGAGAGGGGAGUCCGUCGGCGGAACCCGGUGAGUUCCCGAUCCCGGCCCCUGGUGCGGGAAAACUCUGAAUCAAGCACCGGGAAACAUCGGAUCUGGUGUGAUUCCUCGGAGCUCCUGGACUGGGACAGGCACGCUGCGAGCUUGGCUUCGCGGUGAACUGGUUCGAGCCGGCUCGCAGAUCGCGGCCGGGUAGCUGCCGAAUGGGAGAUCGGGGGGCGGCCGCGGUGGCGAGAUGGUGACCGCGAGCUUCAGCCGGAGCACGUCGGCGCGGCUCACAGCGAGGGGCGGCGUAGGGAGCCCCCGGGUCUCGUCCGCGGCGGCCGCGCACCGCAAGUGGUGGGGGUCACCGUCCGGCCCGUCUUUCGAGAGCACCGUCGCCCUGGCCCUUUGCCUGGCCUCCGCCGCGCUCGUGCUCUCCUGCGGCCUGUACCUGUAUGUUUCCCGGUACCUGGGCCAGGGCCAGGGCCGCGCGGUCGCCGAGUUCGCCGGCGACAGUCUGGACUCCUGCAACGUGUUCGACGGCAGCUGGGUGCGGGACGAGAGGUACCCCCUGUACAACAGCUCCGAGUGCCCGUUUGCGGAGAGGGGGUUCAACUGCCUCGCCAAUGGCCGGAGGAACACCGAGUACCUCAAGUGGCGGUGGAAGCCGCGGCAGUGCGACAUGCCGCGCUUCAGCGCCCGAAGCGUGCUGGAGUGGCUGAGAGGGAAGAGGGUCGUGUUUGUGGGGGAUUCAAUGAGCCGAACACAGUGGGAGUCCUUCAUCUGCAUGCUCAUGACAGGGGUGGACGAUCCCAAGAAGGUUUAUGAGGUGAAUGGCAACCAGAUCUCGAAGACGAUCCGAUUUUUAGGAGUGAGGUUCGAGUCAUUCAACCUCAGUGUGGAGUUCUUUCGAUCGGUGUUCCUUGUGCAGCAGACCCCUGCUCCUCCUCUACAUGUGACAAAAAGGGUCCGCGCGAUUCUCAAGCUCGAUAAGAUGGAUGAUCUUAGCAGGAAAUGGGCGAACGCCGACGUGCUUAUUUUCAAUUCAGGACAUUGGUGGACUCCCAGCAAAUUAUUUGACAUGGGUUGUUAUUUUGAGGCUGGAGGCUUGCUUAAACUGGGAACAUCAGUUAAUUCUGCUUUCAAAAUGGCACUGGAAACAUGGGCUUCAUGGGUCAAGGAAAAAGUGGAUUUAAAACGAACACGUGUCUUCUUCCGGACAUAUGAGCCAUCUCAUUGGAGUGGCUUGAACCAAAAGGUAUGCGAAGUAACAGAAAGACCUACAACCGAGGCCAUAGGAGCUGACAGGAGUGAAUUUAGGGAUAUACUUGCUGAUGUUGUUGCGAACAUGAGCGUUCCUGUCACUAUACUGAAUGUGACUUUGAUGGGGGCCUUCAGGAGUGAUGCGCAUAUUGGUAUUUGGAGUCAUCCUUCUACCAUACUUGAUUGUAGCCACUGGUGUCUUCCCGGAGUUCCAGAUGCUUGGAAUGAGCUAAUAUUUUCUCACCUUUUGACGGAUGGUUGGCGAAAGCUGGCUGGCUGACUAUUUGACUGUACACUCAACCUUUUGUUUUUCUGGUCGAGUUUCAUGUUGCUUCUUGCAUUUUUAUGUGCCGAAGGAGCGAAGACAUUAAGUCUCGGCAGACAGCAGUAUGCGUACAAGUUGCUCCAUUCCUCAUCCUUGCUUCGAUUAGCUCCAGUAAGAAUUGCAUAUCCCCUGUCAUAUAGAUAGAUGCUCGGCUGUUAUCUGCUUUUGCGUUUUAGUCUUUUUGGACAUAGAGAACAUGGCAGUUUGUAACCUGCAUGCACAAACCGAUGGAAUGCAAUUUUGGAAAUUCAUCUCUCUCGCAUGAAAUCGGUCUGCCGUCA
Triticum dicoccoides is the source of this 2006-nucleotide messenger RNA. Its product is annotated as protein trichome berefringence-like 7. The transcript is spliced from 4 exons. The coding region runs from base 391 to 1680 and encodes 429 amino acids. Gene Ontology annotation, molecular function: O-acetyltransferase activity. The record is from RefSeq and is a predicted model, not a curated record. Gene Ontology annotation, cellular component: Golgi apparatus. Lineage: Eukaryota; Viridiplantae; Streptophyta; Magnoliopsida; Poales; Poaceae.